GGGCCGACAUUACUUUGGAAGAUCUGUCCAAUGUCCAUACUGCGGACCGACAGCCCUGCUUAUACCGGUAUGAAGGAUCAUAGUCUCCAUAGUAUCGCCUGGGAUUUCUGCCUCCAUAACGAAUCGGAUCGCGCGGGCAUCAUACCGCCCAGAAAACUGCCAAAAGAAAUGGACACAGGAAGUUAUGGAUGACAUCCGAUGUGCUUGAAGAUACGAUAGCAAAAGCAUAAAACGAUACAAAUGCCCUCCUAAUUAUCUCCUUCCAGUCCAGAUUCUCUAUUCGAUUCACCCACAGUCACUCCUUUCCACUUCAAGAUGUACACCACUUCUCUUCUUACCACGCUGCUAGCAGCCCCUCUUGCCUUGGCGGCUCCUUCACUCUACUUGAUGCCGCGCGCACCUACCGAUAACGUAAUGUGCCCCAUCGUUCUUGAUGGCCGCGUCCCCAGAAAUUUUUCCACAACCCCCACCGUCUUCGACAGCACCAACGCGAUCUUCAACGCCGAUUUCGUCAAGGGCAACAACCUCACGUGGUCACAAAUUCUCAAGUUCCCCGCCGUCGGUUGCUCCCGAUUCGACGGCGCCGCCCACUCUGCCGUUGAAGUCACUAUCAGCGAUGCCUCAAUCUUCCAAAAGCAGCUCGGAUUUCGACGCGCAGGACUGCAAUUCGCAGCCGACUCAGCGCAGGACGCCUCCGACGAGGGAAUCAAGACUCUGCACUUCAGCGUGAAGCAGGAUCCCACUCGUCCGCUCAACUUGACGCACGAGUACCUUAAUGUGUGGCACGAGGCAGCCGACUUCAGCAACAACCAAAUCCAGUUCCAGGCCGGCACGCUCAUCGAUAACCCCAGCAGCAAGAAGGACAACUUCAAGAUCCUGGACCGCGCGGGCAAGCAGAUCUGGGAUACCCCGAUCGACUACAAGCAGUGGCAGAACUUUGCCAUCACAUUGGAUUACGCCAAGAACGAAACUACGGUCUACUAUUCUGCCGGCACUGCUGCGCUUGCGCGUGUCGCAGGCCCUACCAGCAUCAACCUUGCAGGCGGUGGCCAGUUUCAGAUGGGUGUCUUGAAGAAGCCGACCGGUACUUCCGAUGUCGUCAAUGCGGGAUUCCAGUCUCCAAAUCUGAACGAGGGACUGAUCUACGGUGGCCUGUUCGUUGAGGACUCUGCCAACGGCUGUAUCUCACUCUGAGCAUUAGUGUUUGAUAACAUUCCUUCCCCGUUUGUAGUUUUUGGCGUUCGAAUGCGCGUGUUGGGUGACGACUGUACAUUUACAGAACAUAGACAUACAUAGACAGAAUGAUUGAACGUACGACCCUGCAGAUCGCAGGGCACUCGUACUGAUGGGAUCCAAAUACUCUACCGUAUACGUCUGUCUAGCGACUGAACUUGCUCCUC
Molecule: messenger RNA, 1400 nt
Organism: Didymella exigua CBS 183.55
Lineage: Eukaryota; Fungi; Ascomycota; Dothideomycetes; Pleosporales; Didymellaceae
Product: glycoside hydrolase family 131 protein
Exons: 2
Coding region: 316-1194 (292 amino acids)
Source: RefSeq, a predicted model, not a curated record